This is a messenger RNA of Toxoplasma gondii ME49, 5003 nucleotides long. RefSeq lists its product as hypothetical. The coding region runs from base 1933 to 4443 and encodes 836 amino acids. NCBI's taxonomy places the organism in Eukaryota, Apicomplexa, Conoidasida, Eucoccidiorida, Sarcocystidae. The transcript is spliced from 4 exons. The record is from RefSeq and is a predicted model, not a curated record.
UGCGUGGCUUGUCACGCUGCGCCAUACCCUAGAUUAGACGAAAGGCGUUGAGUACCGCAUCUUCGUUGGAAUCCUUUUUCUCUGUUACCUACCCUCACUUAACUGUAUCUGCGCCUCGUCUACGUGUUCACGACAUGGUUUCCUCCCGCACUCGCUCCAAAGAGUGCCUAGAAGAGGAAAUAUCAGGCGAGUUUCGGCCUUGACACUGUUGAAUGGGGCUACCCAAGCUGUAGGAAACGGGCUUCCUUUACGAGAUGCUCGCGAAAGAGGUAGAGCUUUUCUUGAUAACGCCAUGAUUGUGGAAAAGCGUUCUCUCGGAACACAAAUGUAACGGAAUAUGCUUCAGACAAACUAGCUGUAUGAUCAUUUCUGCUGUGCAUCAGAAUCUGCGCUUGGCGUUCGCGUACUUCGUCUUGUGUGUCUUUCUCCCUGGACCGGCUCGUGCAGAUAUCCGGAUCGAGGUGGGGCUAAGAGCGGUCCGUGUUUGGCAGCAGUUGAGUAAUUUUUUGGUAAAAAAGAGUAUCCGUCCAAGUGGGUGCUCUUGCAUGAUGAAGCUUGUAGAAACGCAUGCACAGGCAUAUUGCCGCCGAUAUUACAGGUUUCUCAAUACUUGCUCCGUCCUCUGUAUUCCAAUGCUAGAUUUGGAUUGUGUUUUGUGCCUCUCCGUCCGGUUCCCGUUCUAUGGCAUGGGCGUUUAGAUGAGCGGAAUUUGACAACAUCAGAGGCUUUGGAGCGCCCGUAGUUUUCACUGAGAAACGAUGGUCUCCAUCGUGCCCUUGUCCUGCAAGAUGUGACUCGGAAAUACCCUGUACUUCCUUCCAGCUUUAUCAAGGAUAUAUUUCGAUUAACCACGAUGAGACGUUGAUUUUUGGCGUCAACUACUCGUGUUCGUUUGCCACGCUAUGGGUGCCACGAAUCUGCUGUUGAACAUCUCAGCCGGGCCGUUGCCUGUAGAGGCAUUUCUUCGUCUUCGUCGGGUCAGACGCUGCCAAGCAGAUUGCAGCCGCUGCUGGAACACGCGAAAACGCUUCAGUGGGAGGAAAUUUUUCAGUUGUUUCUGGUUGAUUCAUCAUCAAUGUCUGUAUAAUGCCACGCAUGCGCUCCUGCCAGUCUGGAUGGUUACCACUCGGUGGAUCUGCGAAUGUGCGGAACAUGUCUGGUCUAAGGUUACCUUCAAAGAGUUUCGUUUGCCAUGCUUGUCGGCAGUUGAACGAAUAUUGAUGCAAGAAAAAUCUAUUCCAGGUUCUUCUGUAUGUCUGGAUUCGGUUGUUCCUCCAUCUUUGGCCGUAUCCACUUCCUUAUCGCGGCCGCUUCUCGGCAAUUUCGAGUCUUUCUGAGUUGGGCAAGAAAUUUCCUGUAACCCUGCUUCGCAAUGUGUAAUGCUUCGGAGCCUAUCACUUUGAAUUUUCUACAUUUGCACCUGUGACUCGCUCAUGGUCUGAUUAUCAUUGUCACUUUUGUCCACGUUCCACACUAAACCUCAAAAAACGUCGUCCGUAGUUCUUCUCUACUCUGUCAGCCAUCCCGUAGUAUUCCACCAGGUGGAAAAUCUUGGUCUGGGAGAGUGAUUUCCGGUUUUACUCGGUUGUAUUCUUGUAACCCAUUUGUCUGGUGCUGUCUCCUCAGGGGGGAGGGAUUGCCCGUCUGCGCUGCCCGCUCGUUGGCCAAUUGUAUGGGGAAGUUGCCAUCAUUUGAAGCGUGGCUACUAGUCCUGGCGUCUUGAAGCGUUUAUGACUAGGUCCGUGGACAAUCUCAUGUCGUUUCUAGGGCGCGCUUGUCGACCUCCUCGACUGUCAAGUGGCUUGGCUUUGUGGCUGGCUCCCUGCCAGCUCUCGCCAGUUUUUUUAUGGUGGCCAAUCGCAGACUAGACGACGCUAUUUUGCCAGAGCUGCUUCCGCUGCGACCGAUUCCCUCGUUUCAUGUGUUCAUCUGAUGCGUCACUGCUCUUGUGAAGAUUUGAACAUUCUCAGUUACACCCGUCCCGAAGUCUUCAGCCAGAUGACAGGAAACGCCACUGUACCCUGGGUACGAACCCCGCGGCACCUAGAACUGAAAGCCCCAGCAAGGACCGCCAACAGUGAGAAGACCUGUAGAGACUCCAAAUCAGGCCAGGCAAUUUCUGGUAGAGGUUUUAUAUCACCGAAAGUAUUUUCUCCUCACUUUCGGGCCGUUUUUUCUCGCCCUGUAUCCGAGCUCUUUCGCAGCGGUUGCGAGGCGGACCAGACACGGGCCGCAUGUCGCAGGAAGAUGCGGGGAGGACACAAUUUGGGAUCAACCUCCGCCUCUUCUCAAAUAGAAAGAACCGUCGCCCCUCUACAUGCUGUCUCGACGCCGUCUUCGUUAACAUUUGAAUCUCCUCCGUGUUCCCAGUGCCAACAGUCCACCACUCCAUCCAGUGUUUCCGUUGUGGUACUUGCACCCAGUACUGCCUGCAAGCCAACUGUUUCGUCAAAGGCCGUGAGGACCACCACUUCUUUAUCCGUAUCUUGUUCCGCCUGUCAAAGUUUUUCUGCGUCAUCGCGGUCUCCUCUUUCUCCCACGGGCCAUCCCUCCGCGUCUGUUCAGCGGCAGUCUUCGUCCACACCAGCCUGGCUUUCCUGCCGUCCUUCAAGAUGGCUGGAUUCUGCUGGGACCGCAAACGAUUCUUCGCAGUGUGAAAAAACAUCCCACCGAGAACAAGCUGUCACCAGUGUCCGAGGAGGCUCCUCAUCUGACACUCUCUCCCAUUCAGUGCCAAGCAGCACCACCCCGGCGUCCAGUGGAGUUCCUGCCCCUCCUCAGUGCGUCCGCCCACGUGAGAACCUCGAUUUCCGAACUCUGUUGAGCCUUUCUGAGGCCACAGAAGAGCCUUGUCUCUCUCCUUCAAUGCGUUUCCCACAGGCGGACGCUCCGCUCUUCUGUGUCACUGUCGCUCAUGGCAUGGCUCGACUUACGCCGCCUUGCCAUGAGGUGGAAGAACGUGGAGAGCAGCUGACCAGUGAUGCCAGUGGAGGACGCGACGGCCUUGCUUCGCCGAAUGAAUGCACUUCGUCCGAGAGCGUGCAGGUUUCCCCAGCUGGCAGUGAGGCAUCACGGAAGUGGUGCAUGCCAGGGGGAGAGGCGAGUGCCCAGCGUAGGCCGGCUACCGACCCAGUCGCUGAUUCCGAUGAGAAUCAGCAGCCAAGCAGUCUGAGCAGCUCUGGAAGCAUCCGUUUCAGGUACAAUUCAGAGGGUACGUAUGACAGCAAGGAGAUGGACAAUACCACUGCCUCGGAGCCAAACGGUCACCGUCCAAGUCUGGAUGGUGGAGGCGACGAACACCCCUCUGGAGCUGACCCAAGAGUAAGUACCGUGCGCGCCUUCCAGGAUCCUUUGGAUGACGACGAUGCCUCUGAGUAUGGAGUUACAGACGGGAGCUCGAGACUCCCAGGCGAACCUGGUGACGGAUGCUGUUCUACGAUCUGGACUAUGAGUACUGAAGAACUGUUCGGCUUUGACUUCAUAGCGAACUGCACGCCUGAAAGGUUUUCUCGGCGAGAUCGACGGACGUAUCCAAGCCAAGAAGACGCUGGUGAUGCGGUCAAGCAGGUGCUCCGCGCUGAGGCGUCUGCUAGGGAGAUUGUCAACCGCGCCAGAUCGCUGCAAGUCAUCUUGCGACAAAGGGUCAGGGUAGAGGCGGAGGAGGAAGAGAAACGCUUCAGAAAUUUACAGCAGAGCCUCUUUGAGGCGAGGAGUUCGCAGAUACGGGAAGAAUUGGAGGCGUUUGCGGCUGAAGAAACGAUGCGCACGGAAGCGUUUGUGGAGCAUUCAAAGCGGCCAGGGUUCGAGCACCGCAUCACGCGCGCGAAGGAGCAGCUUCUUGGAGAAGUGCUAAAGGUGGACGUUUCCUGUCCCCUGGAAGCAGUCAAACGCUUCGGCACAACACAGCAGUUGGUGGCGUUCUACGAGAAGCGUCAGAAGAAGACACACCACGUGGUGCACCAUCCCCCCGGUGAUAUCCUGGAGCGGGACAAAGACAUCAUCACAUGGGACGAGCAAGGACGGGCUCGAGUGGAGCAUUUGUCUGCGAGCACCCACCGGCGAAGUGUCACUAAACUAGGGAGUUUCUGGGUUCGACACCAGAACAGAGGGGCUCAGCACUCUGACAGGCCGCUGGUUUUCUUGAACACGCAUUCAUGGGGCGAUGCCCAUGAUGUGGCAAACAAUGGAGAGGCGCAGUGUUUGAGGCUGCGAUCUGUCUCAGAGGAUCCAGAAGAAGUACGAGCCGUUUCGACGGACAGACGGGAACAAUUGAAUUCAAAACAUGAUAUCUGGUGUGAAGACAUUCCAGACGAAGACGACUUGGAUGAACGCGGGCCUCCAGAUAGGGUUAGUCAACGCACCGUGCACUCCCUCGACGUGCUUGCUUCUAAGGGUUGGAACAGAGGGACGGGCGGCGAGCUUGCUAAUCGGGGAAGAGAUUGAGUCGCUGAUCACUGUGCAUCUCAUAAAACCUCAAAACGAGUAGACACACUGUUGCUUGUCGUGGAUCUUCGAGAGGGGAAUUUAGCGCGAGCCAAAACUGUUAGCUUGCAUUCGUCCCCGUGAUACAGAGGAGCUUCACAGAGGGACGGCUGACUGAUGAUCAAGACAGCAUGCAGCAGAGGGGGCGGACAGAAAAAGUGGACACACCCGUACAAAACCAGGAAAGAUCCGCUCAUCCAAUGGAUGGUCCACGGGAGCACAACGUGCCAACUUGAAUAACACUGACCGUCUCACCGUGGUUUAUGUGCUUGCCUCACGUAAAUAUGCUUUUUCGGAGUUCAUGCAACUAAACAAGGCUCGGGAAUAACCACGCGCCACAUGCCGGAAGUUUCGUUUUGCUGAAUGAGUGGUGAAUUGAGGCCGCAUAGUGACACUCAGCUCUUCUCUAGAUGAUUGCGUCACAAAUUACGCCGAUCAAUUUACCAGGGUUGUACGCAUCAGUCGUAUGUUCCACCGUCAUUACGCUGCACCUACGGGGAUGAGCUACAAGUUGAGCGCAC